UAGAAAGUCUUUAUAAAAUUCUCUGCUGUGAUAAACUAUAGCAAGGGAAGGUUUCACAUUUUAGCGAAAUGAGAGCCUUCACGGCCGCACUGUUCCUCUUCCCUCUGAUCGCGCUGCAGAACGCCCGUGCUGUGAGUUCCGAGGACUGCGCUGCUACUGAGCCCUUUGCUGCGAAAGUGCUAGACCUGAUCAAUAAGGAACGGCGGCAUGGUUACCUUUUCCAGUUGCUGCGGGUCGCUGAUGCCCAUUUGGACAAAGUGGAAUCUGCGGCUGUCUAUUACCUAGUCUUGGAUGUGAAAGAAUCCGACUGUUCAGUCCUAUCCAGGAAGCACUGGGAUGACUGUGCGCCCGCUCUUUCUAAACGUGUAUCUGAUAUAGUGAUCGGACAGUGUAAGGUGAUAGCCACACAAUGUCUGAACGACACUCAGUAUUUCAGAGUGAUGGACUAUAACUGCACCACAAGUUCUGUCUCUUCGGCACUGGCCAAUAACAAAGAUAGCCCUGUAGUCUUCGACUUCUUAGAAGAUACUGAAUCUUACAGAACACUAGCCGACAGAGCCCUUGAGAAGUACAAAGAGGAGAAUGGAGAUUUUGCCUCUUUCCGAGUGGACCGACUGGAAAGAGUUGUCAGAGGGAGAGGAGGGGAAAGAACCGCUUACUACGUGGACUUCUCUGUGAGGAACUGCUCCAGUAGCCGCCAUUUUCCCAGGCACCAUAAUGCCCCUGGAUUCUGCAGAGCAGAUUUGUCCUACGAGGUAGGGGCCUCUGACUUGGAAAACCCAGAAGACAUUGCCAUAAACUGUGAAGUCUUCAAUUUCGAGGAAUGUAGAAACUUCAGUGGUAUACCACACCAUUUUGGCCAUCCCUUCCACUCUGGUGGACAUAAGCAUUUUGCUGGCAAGGCUCCAUUUAAGCCUGAUGAAUUUAGAGAUCACCAUCCUCCUCACAAGCCACAUAAAUUUGGAUGCCCACCUUUUCCAGAAGACAGACCACCACUUCCCCCACCAGGGUCAAGAUGUCAUCACCCCCAUUUUGGCAAGAGUGGGACCCAUGGACACCCUCAUAAUAAUAGUUCCAGUGAGAACCAUCCCCAUGGUCCCCCUCCCCACGGGCAUCAUCCUCACGGGGAUCAUCCCCAGACCCCCUCCUCCUGGGCAUCAUCCUCAUGGGGAUCAUCCUCAUGGACCCCCUCCUCACGGGCAUCAUCCUCAUGGACACCAUCCCCAUGGACACCGUCCCCAUGGGCACCAUCCCCAUGGACACCGUCCGCAUGGGCACCAUCCCCAUGGACACGAUUUCCUUGACCAUGGGCCUUGUGACCCACCACCUCAUAGACAGGGUCCCGAAGAUCACCCUCGCUGGGGCCAUGGCCCACCCUCCAGGCACUCAGAAGAAAGAGCUCCAGGUAAAAGGCACUUUCCCUUCCACUGGAGACAA
This is a messenger RNA of Ailuropoda melanoleuca (giant panda), 1437 nucleotides long. It is a transcript of the gene HRG, whose product is annotated as histidine rich glycoprotein. NCBI's taxonomy places the organism in Eukaryota, Metazoa, Chordata, Mammalia, Carnivora, Ursidae. The transcript has 7 exons. Gene Ontology annotation, molecular function: zinc ion binding; heparin binding; serine-type endopeptidase inhibitor activity. The record is from RefSeq and is a predicted model, not a curated record. Gene Ontology annotation, cellular component: extracellular region; blood microparticle. The coding region runs from base 69 to 1304 and encodes 411 amino acids. Gene Ontology annotation, biological process: regulation of platelet activation; negative regulation of endopeptidase activity; negative regulation of fibrinolysis.